Messenger RNA from Drosophila grimshawi, 3189 nucleotides. Its product is annotated as organic cation transporter protein. The record is from RefSeq and is a predicted model, not a curated record. Gene Ontology annotation, cellular component: membrane. The transcript has 8 exons. The coding region runs from base 663 to 2342 and encodes 559 amino acids. Gene Ontology annotation, molecular function: transmembrane transporter activity. NCBI's taxonomy places the organism in Eukaryota, Metazoa, Arthropoda, Insecta, Diptera, Drosophilidae. Gene Ontology annotation, biological process: transmembrane transport.
UUGCCGCAGCAGCAUCAGCAGCAACAACAGCAGCAACAACAACAACGAGAAGAACAAUAGCAUCGGACAGAGACGACAUUGUCGCCAACGCCAUCGCAAUCGCAAUCGCCAUAGAAAAUCAUAAGAAGCAACAGCAGGAAGAGUUUUUCGUGUGAGCAGCCAAAGACAAAGCGUUUUGUGGGUGCCUGCAGUUACAAGUGCAUUGCGACAGCAAAACCAAAUUCAAAAAAAUAUUCCAAAAGAAACGAUUUUGUCUCUCUCGCAACGCGUCGUAUGCGUAAUAUUAUAAACUAGAAUAAGACUCGUUGAAUUCGUCAGAAGCCCAUUAAAUAACCAUAACAACAAAAACAAUUGAAGAGAGUCGGUUUUAUGUGUCAGUUUCCGUUUGGUGCGAUUUUAAAAAUUGAUCAAAAACGCAACGAGCAGUGAAACGCGUCAACGCGAAUAGGGGACUUCCGCGUCAAGACAUAAAAACAUCAGCAACAGGACGCGCGUUAAGGAAAUCAGACAGUCAGUUAGCAGGCAGGCAACAGCUUUCAUAGAGUGCCAAUUGUGCAGCAGAACGAGUUUCAGGAUUUGAACACGUCUAGGAGCAGCAGCAGCAGCAACAGAAAAAGUAACAACAGCAACUCGUACUGUGUCCAUAAGUUCCUUUGUGUGCCAUGCACGACACAGCCGGCAAACCGUCCCCCAUAACAACACCCACACAGUCACCCAUGGCGGCGGAGGUGGAUCCUGGAGCCGGGACAGCGGACGAUGAGGAUGAAACCGAUGUGAUUGGUGAUCUGAUGGGUCACUAUGGCAAAUGGCAGCUGGUGAUGACUGUGCUGCUGUCGCUAUUCCAGGUGCCCAACACAUUUCACAUAUCCUCAUCCGUAUACCAGGCGGCCAACAAGGACUUCUGGUGCCAGAGGCCGCCGCACCUUCAAGAAAUGCCCGUCGAUGUGUGGCGCAAUCUAAGCGGCUCCCACGAUAAUUGUCAUGCUCGGUCGGGCAUCGAUUGGAGUCGGCUGAGCAACGACACGUUACCAGCCCAGUUGCAGCAACAAGCAGCAGCAGCUGCGGCAGCUUCAGGCGACGACGGGAAGCUGAUUGCCUGCAACCGCUGGGAGUACGAGACGAACGACAAUGUCGGCAACACUUGGACCUCACAGUGGGAUCUAGUGUGUGACAAAGAGCAUUUAAAGAACGUUGCCGAGAUGUUCUUUUUACUGGGUGUCGCAACAGGUGGAAUUAUUUCUGGCUACCUUUCUGACAAGUUUGGCCGCAAAACCAUGCUCUUCAUAUCGGCCAUUCUGCAGACCAUAUUCGGUCUCUGGCUAUAUUUCUGCAGUUCUUUUGAGCUAUAUUUAACGCUGCGUGCCCUUUUGGGACUCGUCUCUGUCUCAGUGACAUACUCUGGUCUUAUAUUAGCCAUAGAGUAUGUGGAUGGCAAGUGGCGCACCAUAGCCGGCAUGUACAAUCUGUUCCCACUGCCAAUCUCGUAUAUGAUCAUCUCUGGCCUGGCCUAUUUGACGCAAGACUACCAACGUCUACAGCUCUGCAUUGGAAUUCCAGGCAUUUUCCUGUGUUUUCUCUGGUUUGUGGUGCCGGAAUCGCCGCGCUGGCUGUUGGUCAAGGGUCGCGUUGAAGAAGUGAGACGCAUCAUUGAGGCGGCGGCCGUUUUCAAUGGACGCCAACUGCCUCCGGAUUAUCAGCUAACGCCGCCAACGCAGGAGAGCUCCCAGGACGUCACAUAUUUGUUUCGGUCCAGCUACUUGCGGCGCAUCUCUAUCUGUUUUCUGUGCAUUUGGUUCACCAUGAAUCUGGUCUACUAUGGCAUUAUCUUGAAUAUGAGCUCGUUCGGUGGCAAUGUCUACUUGAAUUCGGCGCUAGCUGGCCUAGUCGAAAUACCUGCCAUUGCGGUGGCCAUGUACAUUAUCACCAAGGUGGGCAAGAAGUGGCUCUUCUGCGCCACUUUGAUCUGUGCCGGCGUCGCCUGCUGUUGUGCUGCGAUCACUGAGGGGCACGACGAUAUGCUCUGGCUGAAGAUCACGUUCCUGAUGAUGGGCAAGUUUACGAUUAGCGCUGGUAACACCAUCAUGCCCGUUUACACUGCGGAACUGUAUCCAACGGCCAUACGCAAUGUGGGUGUGGGUGCCUGCAAUGUGGCUGCCGGAUUGGCGCUUAUAUUAACGCCCUACUUGUCGCUUUUGAACAAAAUCGAAGGCCACCUGUUGAUGACGCUGCUAACCGCCUGGAGCAUCUUUGGCGGUUUUGUUGUGCUCUUUUUGCCGGAGACGGCGGUGCGGAAAAAUGUAUCAACCGCCGCUAGUCGCCCGAAUGCUGUAAAGCAGGUUUAAUGAAUUGGAGUGAUGCAACCAUAAUAUGACGCUCGCCAAAAGCUCCUCCUGCCCCUCCCCAAAUACCCUUGACACUUAGCAAAUAUUUUGGCUGGUCCAAAGUAUAUAAAUGAGCACAUUGGCUACCAGAAAACUAAUUACAAACUACCAAUACCAACAAUAAUAAUCGACGCCCAGCUCCGAUUUUACAUAUCCACCGCCGCAGCCACCGCCACCUUCUUUUAACCAGGAAUUCAAGUGAAAAGCGCAAUUUAUCGAAUGUCCAUCAAAUGCCAUAAUACGAAAAGUCAGGCAGGACCUUAUUUGCGUAGCAAGUAGUAAGUAUUUAAUAUACGUGCAACAAAUAAAUAAAUCGUAUUCUUAAAGUAACAAUGGCUUAUAGCUUAUAAUAAAGUAAGAACAACAAGGUACAUAUUGUAAACGAAGUCACAAUUCAGAGUAGGGAACAUUUCUUCGGUGUCAUCGAAGAUGAAGAUUUCUCACAAAUAAGCUGCUAAAAAGAAAGAAAAUUACUAACAUUUUCUCCAAUUAAAAACAAAAUGUUCCGCAAUUGAUUAUUUCUAGCUUACUCUCUUUCUAAACCAAUAAAAUAUUCCAAAAAUCGGUAGAUAAUAUUAUUGAAUUGAUUUUAAAACUUGACUUACCAAAAGCAAUUUUUGUGAGAUGUUCGUAAUAACUAGAAAUUAAUGUCUAAAAAAAUAUGUAUGUAAUAGUAUUGCUAAAUUAUUAACACUGUCAACAAUUCAGUGAACAUACAAAAAAUAUAAUAAAAUAAAAUACUACAUAAAAUACUUGUCGAUACGUCUUGUCAAUAUGUCAACGUAUACAGAAUCUAGUUGUUGUUGUG